Cladophialophora yegresii CBS 114405 is the source of this 1230-nucleotide messenger RNA. RefSeq lists its product as uncharacterized. Lineage: Eukaryota; Fungi; Ascomycota; Eurotiomycetes; Chaetothyriales; Herpotrichiellaceae. The coding region runs from base 1 to 1230 and encodes 409 amino acids. The transcript has a single exon. The record is from RefSeq and is a predicted model, not a curated record. Gene Ontology annotation, molecular function: oxidoreductase activity.
AUGGCGCCCAUAGCGGUCGAAACGCCUCACCAACCACCACCGACAGCUCCGUCGAAGACCACCACCGGCGAGCCCGUGGACCGGACGAUCUUCCCCGACGGCUUCAAGACCUCGGGCCAACACCCUCCCCUCUACGACAAGCUGUACGCCUACAGCGCGUUCCCGAAGAAAAUCACGGGCCCGACGGUCUGGACCGACGAAUACACCAACCGGCCCGAAACAUGGACGCACGUCUUCUCGCGGGAGGAGAUUCAGGAGAUGUCGACUGCGGCAGAUAAUUUCCUGUCCAACAAUUUACCACUGACGGGCAUCAACCCGGAGAAUUUCCCGCUGCCCGGCAUGUCCGCCUCGCUCCGGUCGAUGCGCGCCGAACUCCUCAACGGCAAAGGAUUCAUCCUGUACAAGGGCUUCCCCGUGGCCGAGUGGGGCAACCACAAGUGCGCGGUCGCGUACAUGGGACUGGGCAGCUACAUCGGGUACCCGGUCUCGCAGAACGGGCGGGGCCACAUCCUCGGCCACGUCAAGGACCUGGGCGAGGACAGCACGCAGAUCGACAAGGUGCGCAUCUACCGCACCAACGCGCGCCAGUUCUUCCACGCCGACGACUCGGACGUUGUCGGGUUGCUGUGCAUCGCCCGCGCCCAGGAGGGCGGCGAGUCCGACGUCGCCAGCGUCCACCAGGUGUGGAACAUCCUGCAGGCCGAACACCCCGAUGUGGCGGACCUAUUGACGCAGCCCGUGUGGUAUUUCGACCGCAAGGGCGAGGUCUCGCGCGGCGAGGAGCCCUACAUCCGCACCAGCGUGUUUUACCUCGAAACACCAGCAGCUAACGGGGACGCCGCGCAGAGGGUCUACUGCAAAUGGGAUCCCUACUACGUGCGGUCGCUCACGCGGUUUUCUGACCAGGGCAUCAUCCCGCCGUUGUCACCUCAACAAGUCCACGCGCUCGAGACGCUCGAGGCCGUAUGCAACCGCGUCAAGCUGCACAUGGUGCUCGACGUGGGCGACAUCCAGUUUGUGAGUAACAGUCACAUCUUGCAUGCCAGGACCGCGUACCGGGAUUACGGCCCCGACAGCGGCAUGCCCAGACGGCAUCUCAUGAGACUGUGGUUGAGCACGCCCGUCAGUGAGGGCGGGUGGAGGCUGCCGUUCCAUGAUGCGGACGAGAGGAAGAGGGGCGGGAUUCAGGUGGAUGAUACGCCGCCCGUGGCGAGGUUGGAUGCCGAUUGA